Cricetulus griseus (Chinese hamster) is the source of this 1938-nucleotide messenger RNA. NCBI's taxonomy places the organism in Eukaryota, Metazoa, Chordata, Mammalia, Rodentia, Cricetidae. The record is from RefSeq and is a predicted model, not a curated record.
AUGGUGGCAGACACCGGGAGCUGGCGCCUUUACGCGCUGCUGAGAUUUUUUUAUUCACUAUUCUUUCCUGGACUGAUUAUAUGUGGAGUUCUGUGUGUAUAUUUGGUCAUUGUCCUUUGGAUAGCCAGGAGACAUCUACAGAGAAAGAAAAAGUCAGUCUCAACCAGCAAAAAUGGAAAAGAACAAAUGGUGGUUUCCUUUUCCCAUCCUUACUGCAAUGCUGGCGGUGGAGGAGAAAGAGUUCUCUGGUGCGCUUUGAGAGCCCUGCAAAAAAAGAAACGCUACCUUGUGGAGGAUUCUCGGUAUCCCCACUUCAAAUGGCAGGGCCAAAGCCUCGGAUCUGUUCUUCUUGGCUGGGAAGCUCUGACACAGCGUGUUCCUGAUGUUUACAUCGAUUCAAUGGGAUAUGCGUUCACACUGCCUCUGUUUAAAUACAUAGGCAGUUGCUGAAUUGGGAGCUAUGUCCACUACCCCACUAUCAGCACUGACAUGCUCUCUGUAGUGAAGAAUCAAAACACUGGAUUUAAUAAUGUAGCUUUCAUUAGCAGAAAUGCUCUUCUCUGCAAAGCAAAGCUCAUAUACUAUUAUUUUGUUUAUGGACGUGUUGUUCCUUGCAGUGAUGUAGUCAUGGUGAAUUCUUCCUGGACACUAAACCAUAUUCUCUUGCUGUGGAACGUUGGCCAUUGCACUAACAUUGUUUAUCCACCUUGUGAUGUACAGACAUUUCUGGACAUCCCCCUACAUGAGAAAAAGGUGACCCCAGCAUAUUUGCUGGUUUCCAUUGGCCAGUUCAGGCCUGAAAAGAAUCAUAAUCAUGUUUUUCAGAUCAAAGCCUUUGCUAAGAUGUUAAAUGAAAAGGCAGCUGAGUCAUAACCUUCACUUAAACUUGUCCUUAUUGGAGGGUGUAGAAACAAAGAUGAUGAACUUUGAGUAAGCUAGCUGAGAAAACUGUCUGAGAAUUUGGGAAUCCAAGAAAAUGUGGAAUUUAAAAUAAACAUUUCAUUUGAUGAAUUGAAGAAUUACCUAUCUGAAGCAACAAUUGGGCUGCAUACCAUGUGGAAUGAGCAUUUUGGGAUUGGAAUUGAUGAGUGUAUGGCAGCUGGCACAAUUAUCCUUGCUCACAAUUCAGGAGGCCCAAAGUUUGACAUUGUCUUUCCUCAUGAAGGACAAAUAACUGGAUUUCUGGCUGAGGGUGAAGAAGGCUAUGCUGAAACCAUGGCUCAUAUUCUCUCUCUGCCUGCAGAAAAGAGGCUUCAAAUCAGAAGGACUGCUCGAGCAUCUGUGAGCAUGUUUUCUGACCAGGAGUUUGAAGUGUCAUUCCUGUCUUCUGUGGAGAAGUUAGGGACAACUGGAAAGGCAUCAACCCCAACCUCUCUCACUAAGCAGGAGCAACAGAUGAACAAGUUGGAUAAACUGACCCAUCAACUUGAGAUGCUAACCAAUGAAAGGAAUGAACUCCAAGGAAUCCUGGCCAAUUACACGAACAAGGAUUUGAACAACAGGCUGAAUUUUGAACUGGAGUUGCUGAAUAUGGAGCAUCAAAAAGUGAUGUUGGAUCUGCAGAAAUUACCCAAGGAGAUUAAUGAGGCCUUGCAGAAGUGCAAGCAGCUUACUGAGGAAACUGUCUCCUGCAGGAUUCUCCACAACCAGGUCCUGAAUGAGUGGACUCAGCUGAAGGAAAAAGUAAGGGUGCUGAGAGAGGAGAACAGAAAACUUCGACGGGAGCAGAUUUCACUACAAGAGUCCAGUGAGGAGAUGAAGAUGCUCUGUGGGGAGGCCCAUGAGAAGAUCUAUGAACUCUCGGCCAAGGAGAUGCUGAAACAGGAAAAAUUGGAGGAAAGACUGCAAUACCUGCUGAAGCAGAGAGAUCUGGUCACCAAGCAAAUGAUCCUGGCAGAAAAGCUGCAGCAUCACUUCACGGUCUCCCAGAAGAGGUAG